This is a messenger RNA of Strigops habroptila (Kakapo), 1067 nucleotides long. RefSeq names its product crystallin beta B3 (gene CRYBB3). Gene Ontology annotation, molecular function: structural constituent of eye lens. Gene Ontology annotation, biological process: lens development in camera-type eye; visual perception. The coding region runs from base 315 to 950 and encodes 211 amino acids. NCBI's taxonomy places the organism in Eukaryota, Metazoa, Chordata, Aves, Psittaciformes, Psittacidae. The record is from RefSeq and is a predicted model, not a curated record. The transcript has 6 exons.
GCGGCCGUUCCGCGGGGAGCGCCGGCGGCACCUGAAUGCCGUUGCCAUGGCGCGCUGCGAGCCUGCGCUAUUGAGAUGGGAUCUCAUGGAUGGAAUUCCAUGGACGCAGCUGCUGUAUCAGCGCCCGGGCAAUGUGCUGCUCUGGUCAGAAGCAGCCCAUAAAUAGGUGGGCUCCUGCGCCGGCCGCAGAGCGGAACCGCACCGGAGAGGUCCCCGCAGCACUGCCUGGAGCGGGCUUUGGGGGAGCAUCAGCGUGUCUGAGUCGAGGUCCCAGCACCUGCUAACGCUUGCCUUGGAUUGAGGACGCUGGCACAAUGACCGAGCAGCAAAGUCCCCCCGAGCAGAUGGCGACCGGGGAGGGUGCUGGUGAGCGAGGUGGCACUUACAAGGUCAUCAUCUACGAGCUGGAGAACUUCCAGGGGAAGAAGUGUGAGCUGACGGAGGAGCUCCCCAACAUCGCUGAGAAGGAGCUGGAGAAGGUGGGCUCCAUCCAGGUGGAGUCUGGACCGUGGCUGGGCUUCGAGCGCCAAGCCUUCGCCGGGGAGCAGUUUGUGCUGGAGAAGGGGGAUUACCCGCGCUGGGACUCCUGGUCCAACAGCCACAACAGCGACAGCCUCAUGUCCAUCCGCCCCCUCCAGAUCGACAGCCCCGACCACAAGAUCCACCUCUUUGAGAAUGCGGGAUACACCGGGCGGAAGAUGGAGAUCGUGGAUGAUGACGUCCCCAGCCUCUGGGCCCACGGCUUCCAGGACCGUGUGGCCAGUGUCAGGGCCCUGAAUGGAACGUGGGUUGGCUACGAGUACCCCGGGUACCGGGGCCGGCAGCACGUCUUCGAGAAGGGCGAGUACCGGCACUGGAACGACUGGGACGCCAACCAGCCGCGCAUCCAGUCCGUGCGCCGCGUGCGGGACCAGCAGUGGCACCAGCGCGGCAGCUUCGAGGAGAGCUGAGGGCUGCAGCGCUGCCGGGGGGGCGAGGGGUCCCCGCGUGCUGCUGUGACCGUGGUGGAUGUUGUUGUGCAAAACCCUCAAUAAAGCGCUGAGCUGGAGGCUGCCGGGGCCCGCCUG